This is a messenger RNA of Oppia nitens, 667 nucleotides long. RefSeq lists its product as uncharacterized. The record is from RefSeq and is a predicted model, not a curated record. The coding region runs from base 184 to 639 and encodes 151 amino acids. Lineage: Eukaryota; Metazoa; Arthropoda; Arachnida; Sarcoptiformes; Oppiidae. The transcript is spliced from 2 exons.
CACUUUCUCAAUACAUCCCAUAUAUUGAUAUUUGUUUGGCAUUUCUAUGACAACCCUUAGUAUACAUACUUAGAGCACAUGUUGUGUGCAUUGAAAUUGUUUUGUGAUUUAAAUUUUAUUAUCAAAACAUUGUUUACAUUUGUUUUGCAUUUGAUUUGUUAAAUAUAAUUACCGCUGAAGACAAUGAGUGAACCACCGAUCAAAGUCAACACAGAUCUACUAAAAUGUGAAAAUGAUUUCUUCACCAAAAGCAAUGACAUUACAAAUACAUUGUUGAUCACCAAAAGUGCUAAAAGAGAUGCCAUUCAAUGUCCACAAAGACAGACAUUGAAAACAGAAAGAUUGGCAUCAAAUGUGUUAAAUCGUGCCAAAGAUUUUUUAGAAAAGACAAAACUAACGGCUAAUAAAGAUAUCCAACAAACUUGCGAUUUGGUUACUGAUGAUGAUAUCACCGAUGAAAGUGUCGUUAAUGACAGUCAUCCAGCAGUUGAACUCAAUUUUGUUUUAUUUAAAAAUAACGAUAACUUAGUUAACGACGAAGAGUCCAGUGAUGAUAAUAGCAGUGAAGACUCUGAAGAUGAUAGCGAUAGUACUGAUAGUAGUGAUAAUGAAAGCAAUUUAAAUAAAAAUAAAUCUUAGUUUAUAUUUUUCAAUAAUGUUUUGAUUU